AUGAGGCUCUCAUAUGCUCUCCUAACAGCCACCCUCACUGGGCUUGGACAGGCGAGGUUGACAGCACGGCAGGAUGUUGACCCAACGGAACUGUACCCGGAACACUACAUUUCUAUGCCUGUGGACCACUUCCACAAUGAAUCCCGAUACGAGCCACAUUCCAAUAAAACCUUCAAGCUGCGGUACUUUUUCGACGCAACAUAUUACAAGCCCGGGGGACCUGUAAUAGUCUUACAAAGCGGAGAGGCAGAUGCCAGCGAGCGCCUACCGUACCUGCAGAAAGGAAUCGUGUACCAGCUUGCGUCGGCUCUAAAUGGUAUCGGCGUGGUCUUGGAGCACAGAUAUUAUGGGAAAAGCUUUCCUACACCUGACCUGUCAACCAAGAAUUUGCGGUUUCUGUCCACAGACCAAGCCGUAGCUGACCAAGCCUACUUUGCCUCACACAUCGUCUUUCCGGGGAUGGAGAAUCUCAAUUUAACAGCCCCCGGUACGCCCUACCUAGCCUAUGGAGGCUCAUAUUCUGGCGGAAUCGUUGCAUUCUUGCGCAAACUAUACCCUCAGAUCUACUGGGGCGCGAUUUCAUCGUCAGGAGUUACGGAAGCCAUCUAUGAUUAUUGGGCGUACUAUGAACCGGUUCGCCAGUACGGUCCACCUGCAUGUAUCGCAGCACAAACGAAGUUGAUCAAUAUCAUGGAUAACAUCCUCCAGAAGAAUGACGCAAAGACUGUUGCACAGCUUAAGAAAGGGCUCGGUAUGCAGACCCUUACGCACAACGAUGAUCUAGCCAACCUCGCGUCGAGCGGAAUUGGCUGGUGGCAGUCGAGAAACUGGGACCCAGAGGUCAACAGUCCGGAAUUCAGCUACUAUUGCGGCAAUAUCAGCUCCGACACUCUUCUCUGGCCUAGCUCUGCUUCUAUGAAGGACAAUGCCACAGCGCUGAUAGAAGCGGGCGGAUGGGCCAAUGAGAGCGCACAACUGCUAAACCCUUUGCUCAACUGGCUGGCAUGGACCAACGAUAGCUAUGCUGGGUCAUGCGACAGUACGUUCGAUGAAUGCUAUGGCACUCACAAUGAAUCAGCGCCGAUGUAUGCCGAUAAGAACAUUACCAACUACAAUGCACUGUCGUGGCCGUAUCAAUACUGUAAGGAAUGGGGCUAUAUUCAAGACGGAGCAAGUGUCCCUCACGACCGACUUCCUCUCAUAUCCCGUCUCCUGACAGUCAAAUAUCUUACGCAAGUUUGCCGGUAUGCAUUCAACAUUACUACGCCGCCUGAUGUCAACGCUGUCAAUAAAUAUGGCGGCUUCAACAUCUCCUAUCCCAGACUUGCAACCAUAGGAGGUGAGGCCGACCCCUGGCGGCCCGCGACAGCGUUGGCAACGUUAUCUCAGCCUGACGUCCUUAACCAAACAAGCACGCCGAGCGAACCUGUCGUUUUAAUUCAAGGAGCAGUGCAUCACUGGGAUGAAAAUGGUUUGGUGAGUCUUCCCAAUGGCGAUCCCGACCUAGAUGUCGGGCUAGUAGUCUUUGCCAUGGUGAACAUGCGCUGA
Molecule: messenger RNA, 1548 nt
Organism: Fonsecaea nubica
Lineage: Eukaryota; Fungi; Ascomycota; Eurotiomycetes; Chaetothyriales; Herpotrichiellaceae
Exons: 2
Coding region: 1-1548 (515 amino acids)
Biological process (GO): proteolysis
Molecular function (GO): serine-type exopeptidase activity; dipeptidyl-peptidase activity
Source: RefSeq, a predicted model, not a curated record